Molecule: messenger RNA, 1323 nt
Organism: Sordaria macrospora k-hell
Lineage: Eukaryota; Fungi; Ascomycota; Sordariomycetes; Sordariales; Sordariaceae
Source: RefSeq, a predicted model, not a curated record
AUGAAGCAAGCUUUGUUCUUGGCCUCGGGCUUUGCCUGGCUGAACCUGGCAUCGGCCGCCUGCUGUCGCAGUAACAAGUGCUUGAAGGCCAUUGUCCAAAACGAGAACGGAAUCGAGGACUGCGCCGCCGUCCUUAUCGAGACUGUAUCAGUCCCAGCCAGCGUCGUGACCGAGACCGUUAUUGUGUCCGCUACCCAAUAUGCCACCGUCCUUGGCACCGUGAUUGUCACUGAGACCGAGUCAACCACCGCUGCCACCGAGACUAUCCUCUUCACCCAGAGUUCUGUCGUCACCGUUGGCACCGAGACAGUCUCCCUGGUUACAACCGAAACCACUAUUGCCAGCACCGAGACCGUCUUUGAGACCAUUACCCUCCCCCCGGCUCCGACCGAGAAGAAGAAGCGUGACAUCGAUACCUUGACCUUUGUCGAGCCCACCAGUUCGGCCUCGGUCGAGCUUGCUCCCGUUCAAUCUUCUCCCGCGCUCCCCGAGUACGCCUUGGACUGCCCGUCCUUCGACAAGUACAAGUCGGCCUGCAAAUGUGUCGGUGGUGAGGUCACGACCAUCACCGUUCCCGCCUCCGCUUCUACUGUCACUGUCGAGGAGACCACUACCAUCUUUGCCUCUGUCGCUGCCACCGUUACCACCACGGAGACUGAGUUGGUCUCAGUAACGGCCACAACCUCGGCUACCGCGACUGUUAUCGUGGAGGAUGUUGAGACCGUGACCGCCACUCAGACCGAUGUCGUCUCCCUCACUACCACUGUCAUCGCCAUCGAGACCGCGACUUUGGCUCCUGAGCCCGUGCAGCCCGUGUGCCAAAUCAACACCGACGCCUUUCGUGCAACGAGUAAGAUCAAUGGCAACGACUACUACAUAUAUGCCAACCUGCUAAACGCCCUCACCGGCGGUACCAACUGGCAAGUGGGCAGCACCAGCAACGCUGCGAGCAUCCAAAAUAGGUACAACAUAGCUAUUGAUAGCGAAGGCUAUCUGUACCUUCACGACAAUGUGCCUCCCUACUCAUAUAUAUACUACUUUUACAUCAGCACCAUCAACAAUGCGCCUAGCAACUGGCCCCAAGUCAACACCAAGGCAACUGUUGAAGCUCAGAUUAGGGCCGGUAGCCAAAUCAGCAAGAUUAAGGGAUGUGUGAACCCCGCCACCGGUGAGCUUACGCUCCAGGAUUCUGUGGGCAGAAACAACAUUCUCUGGUGCGGCGCCCAGAUGUGGCUGUCUAGAGGCCUUGGUGAGGAAAUCAACCGUGGUGUGUGCCAACAGGUGUUCCCCAAGGUCGUCGCGCCAUAUAGGGCCCCGGCCUAG